AUUGAAUGAAAUCAAACAGAGGAUCUAAAAGAUACAAAGAGAAGAAAUUGAGAGAGAUUGAGAGAGAAUUGUUUACUCUGUUUAACACUCAUUACUUUACUUGUUUUAGUAAAGAUUAGAUUGAUCGAUUCGUGCUCUGUGCAAAAUCAUAAUUAUAUCGGGAAAAAACUCAAAAAGUUUUCUGGGUUUUGUCUGUUUUUGUAAAUCAACAAGAUUUGGAUGAAGAGAGAAGGAGGGGAGGAGAUUUGAAGAUGAUGAGAUGAAGAAGAAAUCGAAAUGGGGCAGUUAUCUGUAUGGAGAGGAGGGAAGAUAUUAGGAGGAGGAGGAUGUUUUUCAUCAUCAUAUAAGAAAACUACAAUUAUUAUUUGUUCAAUUAACUUGGUUGCUGCUCUGUAUAUUAUCCAUUCUCUUUAUUACAUCUACACUUCCAGUAGCAACAACAAUAACGACAAUGCUUUAUCCCCCUACUUCACUGGUAAGUAUACAGAAGAUCAGAUUAAGAGAAUGGAAGAAUCAAUUCGGAUAAGAGAAGCAGCUCAACCAUUAGACCUUAUUAAACUGGUGAAGGGAAUCAAGAAGGAAUUAUCUAGAGGGAAAAGGGGAGUUAAAUUAUCAAAGCCUGUGAAACAAAAAAUAGCUGAUGAGCUUCUCCAAAGGUUGAAAGGAUUGAAUAAAACUGCGUCUUUGAGCGAACAAAGAGAAGCACUUGAGAUAUGGCGUACGGAAAAACUAGAAGAAACCAAUAAGUUCCAACUUGGAAAAGAAAACUCAAGUUCACCAUCUUCAGCGAAAGAUGCCACUAAGCUGAAAAAAGCCUUGGAGUCUGAUUGGAACAUGCUCUUGGAGGAUCUUGGUGUUUGGUUUCCAGCUGAAAUCAUGCACAAAGAACACGAUGACAGACCUGAAGAAGAACCUGAAGACAAUAUAAUAGCUGGCCGUCCGCUUCCACCACAAUGCAAUGCUGAGUUGCAUACUGAUUAUGGCGGUGCUGCUGUGAAAUGGGGCCUUACACAUCAUAAAGAAACUGCUGCUGACUGUUGCCAGGCUUGCUUAGAUCAAGCUAAAAAUGCAAGAGAAGGUGAAAUGAAAUGUAAUAUAUGGGUUUAUUGCCCGUCCGAGCAUGGCUGCCACUCACCAGAUAUUUAUGAACACAAAUUCCAGGAAUGCUGGCUGAAACAGGCAGAUGUUCCUAAAGUCACUUUCCAUUGGAAGUACACAGAAUCGUACAGACGUUCCCAUUCAACAGCACCUGUAUUUGUUCCUUGGCUAUCUGGUGUUACCAGCACAUGAUCAAGGCGAGCUUAAAAUUUUGAUGACAAUGGGCCUUCAGUCUCAAGUAUACAUCUCUACAAUCAGAGUGAUAUACGCACUAGAGAGAUUUGAUGACAAUGGGCCUUCAGUCUCAAGUAUACAUCUCUACAAUCAGAGUGAUAUACGCACUAGAGAGAUCGACGCAUUUUAAUGAAUCAUUAACCAUCGAAAUCCUCCUACACUGUCAAUUAGGUAAUUUACUUGGAAUUUGUGCUUAUAUAUAUAUAUAUAUUCCAAGUCCUUACUGUAAACGCCACGGAGAUGUUUGAUCAGUGGAUGGAUGUGUAGUUUGUGAGACAGAGUAAUUAUGAUGCAAAGCGUCAAUAGUUUAAUCACAUUUUUUGGUAAAUGAUAGGGGUAUACAACAUCAACAGAGUAUGAUUUUUUUUA
Molecule: messenger RNA, 1701 nt
Organism: Papaver somniferum (opium poppy)
Lineage: Eukaryota; Viridiplantae; Streptophyta; Magnoliopsida; Ranunculales; Papaveraceae
Exons: 7
Coding region: 277-1290 (337 amino acids)
Source: RefSeq, a predicted model, not a curated record